Molecule: messenger RNA, 4515 nt
Organism: Heterotrigona itama
Lineage: Eukaryota; Metazoa; Arthropoda; Insecta; Hymenoptera; Apidae
Source: the annotation of a GenBank genome assembly
AUGCAUUCGGACAGACGAGUUAACGAAAGGACCUCACUUACGAGACCCUUGGAUUCUCCGAACUACGUGGAGUUCGCCAGCUUGUUGAGGACCCGGAAAACUCGAAUCAGACAGUUUCAGUGCUGCAUCUGCGCCACUUUAAUAAUGCCUUCGUCGGAGAAGACUUCGUUGACCGACGACAAGUCAGCCAGGGUGUACUACGUGCACGAGGCGUUGCCAUUUUAUUCUCAUCAGAGGAGGCAACGGCUGCGGCUACGAUGUCUCGCGUACACGAUCGCGGUAGCGAUCUUCACCAUGGCUCUCGUUAUAACAAUAAGCUACUCCGUGAGCCACGACAUACUAGACGCUUCCGGUUCGAAUCUCACCACUUCUUCGUCUCAAUCCACCGUUCAGAACCUCACCGGUACUUUAAAACUGGGCUUCGCCCCAGGAUCUGGAUCCUACACUCUCUUUAGCAAUCCUCCCGCUGUGCCAGCCUCCAAUUCUAUAUUCGUGCCCGACAAAUCCACAAAGGACACCACUGCGACGAAACUGUCGGAUGACGAGAUAAAAGAAGGCUUGGAGGCAGGCCGUCAAGCUGUUAACGAUCGACUCUUCGCAGACGUCACUGCACUGAUGUCUCCGUUACCCUCACCAUCUCCGGAAGUAAGACACCGUUACGCGGUAAGCACCUGCAUGAGCACUGGAACACUAGCUCUGGCAGCUGUAGCAGAACUUGCAGCGACCAAAAGAAUCGAGAGUUCAAGGCUCCUCCUCGGAGCACCCUCUGCCGUGGGCAGCUUCUUCGACGCAGGCUGGCAGUCUUCGGGUGUUUGCAAGCAGCUAGUCACUCCGGAAUGUCCGUCCAGUAAAUACAGAACCUUCGAUGGAAGUUGCAACAGACGGAUGCAACGGGGAGCAACGAUGACACCCUUCAGAAGGAUUCUACCGCCUAACUACGCCGAUGGUAUCGAGACUCCUCGUCGAGCAAUUUCAGGAUCCGAGCUACCCUCGGCGAGAGAAGUCAGCCUGAAGGUUCACAAACCUUCGCCAAGCAGCAAUCCUCACUUCACCGUGAUGCUGGCUGUUUACGGCCAGUUCUUGGACCACGAUAUCACCGCCACCGCGAUCAGUCAGGGUAUCAACGGCACUUCUAUCUCUUGUUGUCCACCGUCUGUCGGCCAUCCAGAGUGUUUCUCUGUUCCGGUGUCCGCCGGAGAUCCUGUUUUCGACGUGACCGGCAGAACGUGCAUGGAUUUCGCCAGAUCUGCACCUGCGCCCCAGUGCAAACUCGGCCCCAGGCAACAGUUGAAUCAGGUGACGGCGUUCAUCGAUGGUUCAGCGAUCUAUGGAUCCGACCAAGGCACAGCACGCAAGCUGCGUGAGUUUUCUGGCGGGCGACUGACGAUGCAGCUAACGCCGGACAAUCGAACUCUAUUACCACCGAGCACGAAUCCUAACGACGGUUGUAAUCGGGAGGCCGAAAGGCUGAGAGGCAGGUACUGCUUCGCAGCCGGCGACGCCAGGGCAAACGAGAACUUGCACUUGACGACGAUGCAUUUGCUCUGGGCGCGACAGCACAAUAGAGUCGCCGAGAAAUUGGCCAAGAUCAAUCCUUCUUGGGACGAUGAAACUCUGUAUGAGGAAUCUCGGCGUAUAGUGGCCGCUCAAUUGCAGCAUAUCACCUAUCAAGAAUUCAUACCCAUUAUCCUGGGAGAGCAAGAAACGAAUCUACGCGAUCUCAGGCCUCUCCAGUCUGGCUACAGACAAUGGACCGCAGAUACGGAUGAGUCUGGUACCGACCCAAGCAUAGCUAACAGUUUCGCAGCAGCCGCCUUUAGAUUCGCUCACACUCUGUUGCCUGGUUUGAUGAAAGUCGCUGACGAGCAAAGGGGAACUUCUUCUUACGUAGAACUGCACAGAAUGCUGUUCAAUCCGUAUAGUUUGUACGCAGAGGGCGGAGUGAAGAGUUCAGUGACUUCCGCCACGAGGAACGUGAUCCAGAUGACGUCCACUCAUGUCACUUCUCAGUUGACUAAUCAUCUGUUCGAAGAUCCCGUCGCUAACGUUACCGUUCCCUGCGGCUUGGAUUUGGUGUCGUUGAAUAUCCAACGUGGAAGGGAUCAUGGCCUACCUGGAUACACCAAAUGGAGGGAUUAUUGCGGACUGGGCAAGGCGGAAAGUUUCUCCGACUUGGAAGGACACUUGGAUCCGCAGGCUCUCGAGGACAUUUCCUCUUUGUACAAGUCGGUUCACGAUGUCGAUUUAUAUACCGGAGCUUUGGCUGAAUUACCCAAGGCUGAUGGCAUUGUCGGGCCCACUUUUGCAUGCUUGAUCACUGAUCAGUUUGUUAGGUUGCAGAAGGGAGACAGAUUCUGGUACGAGAUGCCUGGACAACCGCAUUCGUUCACAGAAGGUAGGACAAUUGUUGACGAUCAGACGAUCCAGAAAUUGUAUUUUAAUCACCAGCUUACAGAAUUACGCAAAACGACACUGGCGAGAUUGAUCUGCGACUGUUCCGACGGCGUAACACAAACUCAGGCGGAAGUUAUGCGAGCAGAGAGUCCAGAAAAUCCUAUGAUAUCCUGCGAAGACAUUCCAGCGCCAUCCUUUGAACCAUGGAGAGAAAACGGUUCAACGCCUCCCACGUUACGAGCUACUUUCAUGCCAGUCAACUGGACCGCAUUUAAGAACAACAUUAACGAUACAAUCAGAGACGUCGUGACUUACAUCAACAGUUCUAGGACCAUGAUAGACACUGACUGGUUAGCCUUCAAGAAUUACAUAAACGAUACAUUCUCUGAUCUUCAAGAUCAACUAUCUGGUUUGCAUUCACCGAAGACAAACGAUACUACAACACUCGAGGAAAAAUUGUCAACCGACUCUGACAGCCCCAUUUUAAGAGCAGCAGGAUCACCAAGUGUUUAUCAGGAUUGGAUUACGUUCAAAAAUAAUCUGGUGAAGUCACUGAAUGACUCUAUACAAACGAUCGGCGGUGGACCGGCCGCAGUGGCCAAGUGGAUAGCUUUUAAACAGAAUAUCGUCGAUCAGUUUGCCGAUUUGAAGGAUCAGAUCUCGUCCAUGAAGGCAGACGUUGCUGCGAAAUUGAAGAACAACGCGGAAGAACAGGCUUUGAUGAACAAAUUGACAGAGUCCUCGACUAUCAAGAGUGCUACGAUUCCUGCAAUUUUUGACUGGAAGAACUUUAAGGAUAAUAUCAUAUCCUCCAUAAACGAUAGUAUUGCGAGUAUAAAUGGCAAUAUGCCUGCUCCUGGUGAUCCAGCUUGGGCCACUUUUGGAAACGAUAUCAAAGAUCGAUUUUCCACGUUCAGGGACAAGAUCGAUAGCCAGAGAUCCACGGCAGCUCCUGUUGAAUUAGCUAUGGAGAAACCACACGUCAAUGAUGAUUGGACAGGCUACAAAUCUGAUAUCAUCAACACAGUAAAUGACGCUGUGAGUAAGAUCAAGAACGAAAUGCCUCCACCAGGCGAUCCGGCGUGGGCUUCGUACAGAGACGAGAUCGUAAAGAGUUUCUCUGCUUUCAAGAGCACUCCACCGCCCAUAGAACUUGCGACGUUGUCUUCUUUAAGUGAAAUCCCCCAACAUGGAUAUUUAAGAGCUUCCUCGACAGGUAAAUUUAACAACACGCAGCUGGCCAACUUGACAGGUGAUUGGUUACAAUUCAAAGCACAGAUCAACGAUUCCUUGACCAAACUGAUCCAGGAUAUUCAGAGCAAGAAACCAGCGGAGGUCGAUCCGAUCGCUUGGGCCGCGUUCAAGGAUUCCGUAAAGAACGAUUUCGCGAAGCUGAAAGAUGAAAUUGCAAGCACGAAGGCUGACUGGCUCGCGGAAAUAAGCAAAUUGAAACCAAACAGAAGUUCUUUGAGUCUUCAAGCUACGUUCGACAAAUCUGAGAGCUCGUUCAAGUUUGAUUAUACCAAGUUUAUCAAGCCAGUCGUCCCUCCUGACGAAUGGGCCGAUUUUAAGAAACAAAUCAACGACACUGUGAUGAAUAUCCUGAAUACUGCGAAUGCGACCGAUCGAUUUAACUUCGACGAGCUUCACGAGAUGUUCAACGAGUCUUUCGCCGACAUCAAGAACGAAUUAUCAGCUCUGAGGAGUUUGGUCGCGGACACGUAUGAUAACAAAACCGCGGCUGACUGGAUCAGCUUUCAAGCGCAGCUGAAUUCCACCGUGAAGAAUUUGGUGGAUAGUUUGAGGAAGGAAGGUCAGGUAGAAACGGGAAAUGUAGUGAGGAUUUUGCUCGAAGCUAGAGACAAGCUGUCUGACCUUGAACCACCAGUGAAUUCAACCACGGCUCCACCAAUAGAGUGGAUUCAGUACGCAUCGCGAACGAAUAAAACGAUUUCAGAUGCAUUGAAAAACAUCGACAAACAGAAACAAGCGGCAGCGAUAGUCAGAGCCGCCGAGCCAGAAUCAUCGUCGUCGGAUAAUCCUAAAAAAUUCACGGAUUGGUUGAUCGUCCCUUGUCUCGUGAGCUCGUUCCACGUGUUCACCAUGGCAUCGAGGUUCUAA